GUGUUGCAGAUCAUCCGGCUCAAAUGAGGACGCUCGUGAGGAGGAGGAGAGGAGGUGACUCCCUCUGAAGUACAGCGGAUACAUCCAGAGGUCCUCAGUGAGGAGAAGAGGAGGAACCAUGGCUGAAUUCAGAGGGAUUAAAGCCUCUUUCUUCCUGAUUCUGAUGCUUCAGUUUACAGAAGCAGCAACAAGACAACAUGUCACUGUCAGAGAUGGAGAUGAAGUCACUUUGCCUUGUAACAGUGUGACUGAGGACCAGAACAACUGUGACUCUACUGAGUGGUACUUCACUUAUUUAAGAAGCACACCAGCAGUAGCUCUGGUUAGAAACGGGCAGAUUGAAAAAGUCAAAGCUGAAUCAGACAGACUGAGUGUUUCACAGAACUGUUGUCUGGUUAUGAAGAAGGUCACACGUGGAGAUGUUGGCCUUUAUGUCUGCAAACAGGUCAGACCAGGAGGACAAUAUGAAGAUGCUGAGGUUUAUCUGUCUGUGGUUUCCAUGACUGAAGAGACGAACAGAGACGAGGUGACGUUAAGAUGCUCUGUGUGGACGUAUGAACGAUGUCCACGCACAGUGAAGUGGAUGAAUGGUGGUCAAGAUGUGGACAAAGACAAAGAAGUGAAGACAUCACGGAAUUCCUGCUUCGCCUCUCUGUCCUUUAAGACUUCUCACUUCUUUUACACAUCAAGCUUCACUUCAUUGAAGUGUGAAGUGACCGAUGGAGACAAAGUGAUGCAGUUUUCUCCCUCAGGUGAUAAAACAGGUGAAGACACAACAACAACAACAACAACAACUGAAGAGGACACAAAAGGAGGAGACACUACGAAAACUUCUAUAAUCACAUGUUUGUGUCUUCAUGUAUGUAACACCAUAAGUUUUCAUUUACACAGAACACAGAACAUCUGUAUUGUCUUUGCAGUUUGGGUCUACGUCCUUUCGGCCGUUGUUCUUGUUGUUCUCUUGAUAAUCAUCGUGUUUGUCGUCAAAUGGAAGAUCAACAAAGGCAACACAACACAGACGAACAACAACGAUGUGCCGACCGCCCCCCCGGCUGCAGAAGCCCCUCUCACGGAUGUGUCCAUGUCCCUGAGCGGCCAUGUUGUCUCCUCCGUGCAGGCCGGUCCUGAAGACGGUGUGUCCUACGCCACCAUCAGCUACACCCAGAAGGCCGACAGUAAAGCCCAGGGUCGGAGUAACCAUGGCGAUGAUGCGGUGACCUACUCGACCGUGAAAGCUUCCUCCGCUGAUCCCAGCAACGUCUACGCCAGCAUCACCUGACCACACAAACCCAACUAAUGUCUGCUUCUCUCUCUAUCGAGGGUAAAUAUGCAGUAAAUGUGGACAAUAUAUUACACAUUGAGCUUGAUGAACCUGCUGUCAGGCCCUUCAUGGUGCUCAGAGGUGUAGAAGUCCUUAAGUAUUUUGCCUUCUUUGUUGCUAAAACACUUGCUGCCUUUUUUUUUAUCUCUGAGAAUAAUGGAUCAAAAUAGAGCAAUUUUGCUAAUUUUCUCAUGUUGUCUUCCUUCAAGUUUCUUCUUUUAUAGUUUAAUAUGUAAUAAUUCUGCCAUUUGCUUCUCCUU
This is a messenger RNA of Gasterosteus aculeatus aculeatus (three-spined stickleback), 1581 nucleotides long. The record is from RefSeq and is a predicted model, not a curated record. Lineage: Eukaryota; Metazoa; Chordata; Actinopteri; Perciformes; Gasterosteidae.